Messenger RNA from Rhizopus microsporus ATCC 52813, 1336 nucleotides. RefSeq lists its product as uncharacterized. Gene Ontology annotation, biological process: signal transduction. The record is from RefSeq and is a predicted model, not a curated record. Bases 105 to 1085 code for a protein of 326 amino acids. NCBI's taxonomy places the organism in Eukaryota, Fungi, Mucoromycota, Mucoromycetes, Mucorales, Rhizopodaceae. The transcript is spliced from 4 exons.
UCUCUUUUCAAACCCACAUAGUUAUUACGAGAGAACCAGAUUUCUCGUAGAAAACCACAAGAUAAAACUAAUAACAAGAGCAAUUAUCUUUAUCACUGGAAGCAAUGUAUUCUCUAGAGUUUGCAGCUCAUGUGAGUCGAUUGUGUAUGGAAGAAAUCUUAUCGAGAGGCCUAACAGAGCGCAAAAUAUUGCGUAAAUCAGUCCCUAACAGUGUUCUCCUAUUAAAAGUGUUUCGUAAACAGCAGUGCACAGCUGAAGACUUACAUCAUGUCAGUAUUCAUUCAGUGGCUACAUUAAUGCAGGAUACGCUUUGGUGCUGCCAAGAGCGUAUUAUAUCCAGAAAAGUGUGGAAGACGAUAAAUUAUGAAACAUGCACACUUGAAGAACUUUCCAAGUUUAUAUCCAAGAGAGGUAUCGUGUUGUUGUCGGAUAUCCUAGACUUUUUAGUCGAGAUUAAGCGACACAAGUCAUACAACUUAAUGGACGCCUAUCAUUUGGGAGAGGCAAUGGGUAAAGCAACCUUGGGGCCCGGUAAUUGUGAUUCUAUUAUGGCAGAAAAGGCCAACCAUUUCCUAACACGCAUGAUCAUCGAACGAUCUCAACAGAGACCGAUGACCAAGCCGGAAGCGACAAGGGCCAAAGCUAAAUCGUAUCACCGAAUAAUCCAGGCGAUUCAACGACGUAACUAUGAUUGUAUGGAUGUCGUUCAAGACUCUCUUUAUGCUAUGAUGGAAAACGCAUACAAGACCGAAACGGAGAGUACACAGGAAGUCUAUGUGUCUAUAUUCAAUCAAGCUCUAGAAGAAGCCACAAUGUCUCCCAUCUUGAUUCGUUUAUUAAAACAUAAGGUGGAAGAUGACGAGACAUAUUCACUGAAUGAAGCGCUGAAAAGGAACGAUGCUAUAGAGGCACAGAUUAAGAGUGCCUUUGAUGAUUUUGUGCCACUCAUUCAAAAGCGAAUUGAGGUUCACAGGAAGCAGAUAUACUAUACGGAGAAGCCUAAUCAAGUAAAAUCCAUGAUGAAAAAAGUAAUUAAAAUGGCGCCUCUUCAUGGCCAUAAUAAAAUGUUAUCAGCUUUCCAAUAGCUUGGUCAGGAUAACAACCAUCGGCUACUGUACGCACAGACCUUUUCAUUGUUUUUCAUGUUAAUUCGGUUCUGAAUAGACGCUAAUAAUAAUAAUAUAAUAAUAAAUUGGGUUGACUUUUUGGCUAAUAAUACAACGCUAGCACCUAGUCAUGACUGAAUUGAGACUGUUUUAAAUAUCAUUCAUUCAAUACUCUGUUGCACUAAAAGUAUCAGUGAGCGCAUGAUCACCCAAGUCACUAUCAACUGUAC